Monopterus albus (swamp eel) is the source of this 3861-nucleotide messenger RNA. RefSeq names its product atos homolog b (gene atosb). Lineage: Eukaryota; Metazoa; Chordata; Actinopteri; Synbranchiformes; Synbranchidae. The transcript is spliced from 11 exons. The coding region runs from base 1216 to 3144 and encodes 642 amino acids. The record is from RefSeq and is a predicted model, not a curated record.
UAUGCCGAAUGGAGGUGGCCAAUCGCCUAAAUGACAGGCGCUCAGCUGGCCGUGAAGCCUCGCCCAGUACAUACUGCCUAGCAAACCCCGGAAACGUUCUCGCUUAAAGGAGCAGAGGAGGAAUUUCAGGCAAAGGUUGAAGCAACGAAAACAGUUCUGAGCACAAAAAAGACAGGCACAAAGAGGAAGGGACGUAGUCAGCCAGCAAGAACGCAAGAUAUGUUGCAACACAGACUGGGAGGACAGGGCUGAAACUGUCCGAUUAUCUUACUCCUUAGACAGUUAGGCUAACUAACGGCUUGUGGCUUCGAAGUCGAUUUUCGCCCCAUAACGGUGGUUACCUGGAAUCGGACAGCGUAGCACAGAGAUAACAAAAGGCCAAACUCCCAGACGAUAGGAACGCUUCAGUUCAGACUACCACACUGUUUUCCCUUCCGAGUCCACCUCGUUUUUGUUCGCACCAUCUAGAGUGGAGGAAGAAAGCAAAGAGAGAGAGAGAGAGAGAGAGAGAGAGAGAAGGCAGUCUGACCCAGUGGAACAAGAAACAGAGGAGGAGAGAAAGAAAAGUGAGUCACAAAUCCAGUCACCAGACGAAAUAAAGGAAGGAAAAACAGAGACAGAGAGCGAGGCAGCAAGAUAAACUACAUCUUUCUUAGAGGGGAUUUGGGGAGACAUGAUUCUUUCAUGAUGCCAUAUCUGUGCCACACCCCACACCUAGGUAACCAAAGAGGGCCUGUCUGGCGAUCUGCAAAUCACAGAGGGAGCUCUAAUACACAUUGUGUUUCAGAGACAGUUACUCUCAAGAGCCUCCUGCAUUAUUGACACUCCUCCCCCAGUUUUAGUUCCCCUGCACACCUCCAUCACUCCUGCUUCCUCUGGAGUUCUUGCUGUGUCCUGAUUACCUACCUUGGGAUGUUGGCAUCAUUUUGUGGUAGCUGCCAUGGAGAUAGACAGGUUGAUUUAGUAGGCCAGUUUAGACACAACUUCCAGAUGUCGUUCCAGAUGCAGCUUGUCCACACGGGCAGUAUUAAACAAGGGCGGGCACAGAGGUGCUGUGUGGCUCAGGUUCCUGUUUUCCACUGUUUGACAACAUCACAGCAGGAACUAUAGGACUUCCUAUUUCUGUGGAACAUCUUGGUUUGGCUCCUGGUACUUGUGAGGACCUUCUUGGCCCUGUUACACAAAACAAGACUCUGAUCCUCCAGCAUAGAAAUCAUGCGGCACAUUCAUGUGGAGUUAGCCCACAAAAAGGCUCCAUUAGAGCUUCCAGCCCAGGAGGGGGAUCUGCCUCCACCUACAGCAACAACACAGGGCCUCGACCCUGGGGUCAGACCAGGAGCACCUAGGCACUUUGGCCAGGAGGAGUUGCGGCUCCAAAAGGUUUACCAGCUCUCCAUUUUCUCCCAGUUGGGGGAAUUUUCUACCUCCACAGAAUCCCACACUGAUGCCCAACAGAGGCCUGUCCGGUUGGGUGUGAAAAGGGGGCUAGAGGAGCCCCAGUUAAUUCAUAAGCGACCUCACCUGGGAGACUCUUCAAACCGGGAGGCACUGGAGGGAGGGAUGCUGUGUGGGCCAGCUCCAGCUCAGAGUGCUGGGAUGGGGUUAGCAGUGGGCCCUGGUGGGCCCGGUUCUGUAUAUUCUUGCACACAGAUGGAGCACAAAGACUCGGAGGGAGGUCUGUCACCUAGGUCUCCACCCCUCUCCCCAAGCCACAACCCCUCUCGGCGACCACCUCAACACAAUCAUGAUAGGCCCGUUCCUGAUGUUUUUGCUCCACUCUCACCUAAAUCACCCCCAAUGUGUGACCCACAUGGGCAUCUCUGUGAUCAGGGCCAUUCCCUUGUAAGCUCAGCCAGGACUGAGCCUCCUAGUGGGGGCCGCACACCCAUCUACUCACUAGGCAGCCCUGGAAAUGAGAGCUGUAGUAAUGGGUCAUCUGGUGGACAGCCCAGCCCCCAGUUAUAUGAACUGUCCACAUAUGAGACUCCAAACCCUGCCAGUCCCACCAGCCCUCCAGGGCCUUUCUCACCCCCACACCACACAGAACUGCAGGAACCAGGGGAGGCCACCGAAUGGGAAGUUGGACUUGAAUCCUCCCCACCUGAGCGAAGUGCCACCCAGGCUGCUUCAUCCUCCUCUAAUGGCCUGCAUUCCUGGGAGAAAACCCCCAGCUCUAAUGGCCAUCGUCUGUCCUCUGGGGGCCACUGGCCAGCCAAAAAGAAGCUGCUGUCCCCAAGUGACACAGGGGAGUCGUGUUCAGAAGAUGAGGGACCCUCCACCUCCAAGAGAAGCAGGCUGUCACUGCUCGCUCCAGGACUCGGUCCAGCCUCAUGUCGCAGCACUGAUUCUAAAGCUGCCCCUUACUGGAACCACCUGCUGCCCUCUGCAUGGGACCAGCCUAAGACUGCCACAGACUGCAUAAGAUCAGGGAGACGACUAAAAUGUGGGCUGCGUCGGCAACUGCGCAGCGGCAAACACACCACCACCACCGGCCGCUCUACGCGCUCCAGCUGGCCUUCAUCUUCCAUCAGCAGAUCACUACUAGGCAACUUUGAGGAAUCCAUACUCAAGGGACGAUUCUCCCCAUCUGGCCGGAUUGAAGGCUUCACUGCGGAGAUUGGUGCCAGUGGCUCCUAUUGCCCGCAACACGUCACCCUGCCUGUGCAGGUUACGUACUAUGACAUCUCAGAGCACAGCGCACCCUCACCGUUCCUGGGGGUGGUAUCCCUCGAGCCUCUUGGAAAGAAAGGAUACAGCAUACCCAAAGCAGGGACCAUUCAAGUGACCUUAUUUAAUCCCAACAAAACUGUGGUGAAGAUGUUUUUGGUGACCUACAACUUUGGCGACAUGCCCGUCAAUCACAUGACCUUCCUGCGCCACCGUAUCUUCUUGGUGCCUGUGGAGGAGGGGGUUGACGGGAAAGGCGAGACGUCUCCAGGGGCUGGAGUGCUAGACAGGAAGAAGAUUCUCUGCUACCUAAUACAUCUCAGAUUCCAGAGCUCCAAAUCUGGGAAGAUCUACUUGCACAACGAUAUUCGGCUGCUAUUCUCCCGCAAAUCUAUCGAAGUGGACACAGGGAUCCCUUAUGAGCUGAAAUCUUUCACCGAGGUGCCAAGAAACCCUAAAUACUCUCCUCGCGUGUGACCCCAGCUUUCCCCUUUGACCUUCCCCAGCAGCAACACAGCUCCUCCUGUGAUUCCUGAAGAGGAAGGAGGGAAACAGAGACUGCUAAGAAUGGUGGACACAAAGCUUGAUAAGUCUUGACACACAUGAGCAUGUGAGGCAGUGUUGGUCAUUGGAAAAGUCCCCCUUUUCAUGUGUUUAUUUUUUAUUGAAAAGUCAGAUAUGGAUAGAAAAAUGUCACUCACCCAAACAUGGCAUUCCGUGCAUCUUCCAUUCACUGAAGUUAUAAAAAAAAAAACUCAAGUAUUUGUGUAGGAGCAGUGUAUCAGGCAUGCAGUUGAAAGCAGGACUUUUUCCAACACCUGCAUCUGUGUAAAGACAGAAAUGCACACACACCAAAAACAGCACAUACGACACAAUCUUCCAGCCAAAUCACUUCUGGUGGCGGCUCUCUCAGUUCAGUGUUAACAUGCAUGCCUUGUGACUUAAACACCUGGAAGUUCCUCUAGUGCCAUAUCACACUGUCCUUCACUCUGCCUGCAGAUACAGCAACCUCACUGGACCACUAAUUUCCACAGCCUUGGAACUGACAAAAAAGCAACAAAACCAUAAGCACUUCAUGGAGAAUAAGAUGAUUAUUCCACCCUUCACACUCACAAACCUUCUGACCAGAGGAAAGUAUGAGCAGAGACACAAACACUUUGAUUGGAUAUCUUAUCAUUAACACUUAAAAAAAAA